CCAAACGUAUCUCUGGUUCUCUGCCUUCAUUUUAGUUCUUUGUGUGGAAAGUGGCAGAGGUCAUGGACACUGACAGUUGUUCAAUCUGCCAGGAUCUACUGAAGGAUCCAGUAACUAUUCCAUGUGGACACAGCUACUGUAUGGGCUGUAUUAUGGGAUUAAAGGAAGAUGACAUGGGAUUCUGCAGCUGCCCCCAGUGUUUACAGGACGCCCCCCUAAAUAUGGAUGAAUCAGUGGAGAAUCCAACGACAAGACUCCAACGUGCUCCUCCUCCGUACAAUUCUGCUGCACCUGGAAAUGUGGACUGUGAUUUCUGCACUGGAAGAAAACACAAAGCUGUCAAGUCCUGUCUAGUAUGUUUGGUAUCUUUCUGUGAGACUCACCUUCAGCCUCACAACCAAGUAGCUCAGUUAAAGAAACACAAGUUGGUCCCAGCCUCCUUUCAGCUACAGGGGAAGAUCUGUUCUCAUCAUGACAAACUGCAGGAAAUUUACUGUCGUACUGAUCAGAAGUGUAUCUGUUAUCUUUGUACAAUGGAUGAACAUAAAGGACAUGAUACAGUCUCAGCUGCAGCAGAAAGGACUGACAAACAGAAACAGUGUGAAGAAGAACGUCAGAAAUCACAGAAGAGUAUCCAGGAAAAAGAGAAGGAGAUUCUGGAGCUUAAGCAGGCUGUGGUCUCUCUUAAACACUCUGCCCAGGAAGCAGUGGAGGACAGUGAGAGGAUCUUUACUGAGCUGAUCCGCUCAUUUAAGAAAAGGCGCUUUGAGUUGAAGGAGCUGAUCAGCGCUCAGGAGAAGGCUGAAGUGAGUCGGGCUGAAGGACUCAUGCAGCAACUGAAGCAGCAGGUCUCUGAGCUGAGGAGGAGAGAUGUUGAGUUGAAGCAGCUCUCACACACAGAGGAUCACAUCCAUUUCCUCCAGAGUUUCCAGUCUCUCUGUGUCACUCCUGGAUCUGAGGCCUUACACAGCAUCAGUGUCUAUUCACAUAUUUUCUUUGAGCAUGUGAAGCAAUCAGUCUUUGAAAUGAAAGAAGAACUACAGGAUCUAUGCAUGAAGGAAAUAGAACAGAUAUCUGUCGAAGUCAAUCAAGUUCAGAUUCAACGAAAUUCUGAGCCAAAGACCAGUGAGGACGUCAUAGAUUGUGGGAUAACACAACCUGCUCAGCCAUUGACUGCAGUUAAGAGCAAACAGCAGGCUCCGCCCAAAACAAGAGAAGAUUUCUUAGCACAUGAGAGGAAACAACAUACUCCACCAGAGACCGAAAAAGUUACUACAGAGAUGAACCUACCCGAUGAGCCCAAGACCAGAAAAGAUUUCUUAGCAUAUUCCUGCCAGCUGACAUUGGAUCCCAAUACAGCAAAUCAGUUCCUGUGUCUGUCUGAGGGGAACAGAAAGGUGACAUGUAGUGAUGAGGCUCAGUCCUAUCCUGACCAUCCAGACAGAUUUGCCUCUUUUAACCAGGUGUUGUGUAGAGAGGGUCUGUCUGGAGUCUGUUACUGGGAGGUAGAGUGGAGUGGGGAAGGGGUAGAUGUAGCCGUCUCAUAUAAAGACAUAAUCAGGAAAGGAAGUGGUUUUGAAUGUUUGUUUGGGUCUAAUGAUCAGUCCUGGAGGUUAUACUGCUCUACAUCCAGCUGCUAUUUCUACCACAAUAAAGACAGGGAUGAUAUCCCUCCCCCCCUCUCCUCCAGAGUAGGAGUGUAUCUGGACCACAGGGCAGGAACUCUGUCCUUCUACAGUGUCUCUGACACAAUGACCCUCCUCUACAGAUUCCAGACCACAUUCACUCAGCCACUCUAUCCUGGGUUCUUUGUUGAAACAGGAUCUGUGAAAAUACUGACACCUAUUCAGUGAUAAAUCAGUCCGCUGCUAUCGAUGUACUGUAAGCUUUAAAAGAAGGCCUUGUUAAUAAUGCACAUGAUUAAUUAAUGCCAAAGACUUGACAUGACAGAUAUCUUAAAUGCUGUUUAAUAUAGCUGCUCAUUUGCAUGCACAGAGGUGUCAGUCAAACUAAGUGGAACAUAGUGAGUCGGAGCCCCAAAUGAACAUGAAUGCAUAAUGACACAUGCAGGCACUGCGAGGGUGGAGUGUGUGAAGUUCUAUUAGUGAAGGGUACCAAUCAUCAUUAAGGAUAGUGUACUGGGUGUUAAAAAACACAAAAUUGCUGAACUACUAAACUUGUAUUUAAUCUUUAUUCAGUAUUUUGACUUGAUUGUUUUCUGAAGUAACUUAAAUAUCUUUAUUUUAGACAUUAAUGCAAUAUUAAUUGUACAGUUCUUUAUUACUGGAUUGAAUUCUAGAUUAUUUCUGUGUUUUUAUGUAAUGGUAGAAUGAUAUUUAAUUCAGCUAUGGUGGUGGAUGGUGGAAUGGAUCAUUGAUAAAAAAACAAAAGCAACUGCCAUUGAUACAAUUGUAACUGUACUUUCCCAGAAUUGCUGUACAAUUUACUUAUAAUUAAAAAGUAGGGCCAUUGUUUUUAUUUUUAUGUAGUCCUGUAAACGUUUUUCUCUCCAGAGUUAAUUGUUGAGACGUCUUUCACAAUAUUAUUUUGUCUAAUAACGUUUUUUAUUACUAGAUUAAUAGGAUAUGCAUGUAUAUUUUUUCUGCAGUAGUUGGGGCACCAUGGUGUGGGAGACUCACCAUCUCCUCCCAACCACGGUUAAGCCUUGCAUAAGCCUCCAUGUAAACAACAAUGAUGACAAGAUAAGGACCAUGUAGCACCAAAACCUUUAUUUGCUCGUCAAUUUCAUGAAAAGAUUUUAAUUCAGAAAAGAUGACUGACGCUAGUUUCUGAUACUGUUGUUCAUGGUGAUUAGAAGUUUUCCAUUGCAGUUAUUCAGCUUUUAUCCAGUGACAUACAGUUAGUGCUGUAAUGUUAAAACUAGGUGAGAUGACGACCCAACUCAGUAGUUGUAGAUACAACUUAUUACAUUUGGUAGCCUUCAAAGUAAAGACUGUGUUUGAAGAGAAGCAUAACAAUUGAAAUUGGAAGCAUUAGUUCCCAAAAAGCAAUGGUGGGGAGGACUUAAGAGUUAUUUUAUUCUUUAAACAGGUUGGGUUUAAGAUGUUCUAGGUAAAUAGGCCCUGCUGUCCUAGAUGGGAGGAAAAAGACGAUCAUUCACUUGGCUGAAUGGGAGCGGCCAGUUGAGAAUACAGGUGGAAUGGGGUGACAUCAGAAAUAAUGGGAAGGUUGAACACCAUGUGAACUGCAGCAUUCAUACUAUGUUGCAAAGGUUUUAUGUCACAAUCAUGGAACCCUACCAGCAGUGAGUUGCAGUAGUCCAGACAAGAGAUGACAAGUGUCUGAAGUAAGGACAUACACUAUGAAUAUUAUAAAGGGUAAACCUGCUGGAACCAGUCACCACUACAAUGUUUACAGAGAACAACAGGUUUUCCUGGGUUAUGCCAUAUCUUUUGCACUCUGGGAGGGACACUGAGGAGUUGUCACCUAUAAUGGAGAGGUCUGACAGGCUUUUGCCUGGAGGAAGAGCAGCUCCAUCUUAUUGAGGUGGAGCUUGAUAUGGUGAUCCACUGUCCAUGCAGAGGCGUUGGCCAGGCACAUUAACAUUUGUGCCGCUAUCUGGUUGUCAAAAGAGGGGAAGUGUUAUCAGCAUAGCAAUUAUAUGUGACACCAUAUGAAGGUAUGACAGAGCCAAGUGACUGUGUGUAGCGGAAUGGACCUGGGAAGGUGUGGAAAGUAGGAUCAGAUGGUUCAGUGUUGAAGGCAACACUGUAAACCAUCUACAGAGAGAACAGGGGAGAGAGUUGGCUUCGGCUUUGCAAAGGCAUUCUGCUACAAGAAGAGCCAUCUUAGUCAAGUGACCAUGUUGAAGUCGUCCUGGUUAGGGUCAAGGAUAUUGUUCAGACCAAGCUAACAGGAGAGUUGGUGGGAGACAGCACGCUCCAAUGUCUUCGAACGGAAAGACAGAAGGGAUAUCGGUUUUUAGUCAUUGAUGUCAGAGGUUCGAAUGUUGUUUGGUUCGGGACGAGAACAACUCUUGCCAUCUUGAAGUCAGGGGGUGUUAGUCAGUGGUCACAGACAAGUUGAUGAGAGAAGUAAGGAAUGGGACCGCUGCCAACGACCAGGGGACCCACUAGGGUGUGUAUUUAUCAACCAGUGAAGCAACAACGAUCAAGGAGAGACACGUCAGGACAGGUUGGUAGGAUUACUUCAACUAGAGAACAGCUCAGCGUGAAGGCACACCUCUACUACAAACAAUACUACUCAUUGGGAUGACAAAGGAAUACAUCUACUGAUGGGAAAUGGAAAGCACCUGUGAGCAAUGAUGCACUCGCUGUGUUCAAGUCCAGGGGUGUACAGUGACUGUUGGGGAUGUGGGGAAUGGUGUUGCAAAGACCCGUGGGGGACCUUGUAGACUGGAGACUUCCGACCAUCUCGGGCGUGUAGAAGGUCUGGAGGGAGAUACCGAUUAGAUUCAACUUUACUGUCAUUGAACAGUACAAGUACAACGAAAUGUUGUUAGCAUCUAACCAGAAGUGCAUAUAGACAAGGGCAGGAAAUGUACAAGUGUUAAGUAUAUUGUAUGUUACAAUAACGUAUAGAUGUGCAAUGGAGGCAAAUACAGAGAAAAUGGCACUUCAAAAUGCAAUGAAGGCAGGUAGGGGAGGGCAGAAAAUAUUGUUAUAGAAAUGUGUUAGUGUUUUUUACAGAUGUUUAGGGGAGUAGAGAAUUACUGGUUUAGUA
Esox lucius (northern pike) is the source of this 4704-nucleotide messenger RNA. RefSeq names its product tripartite motif-containing protein 16-like. Gene Ontology annotation, molecular function: protein binding; zinc ion binding. NCBI's taxonomy places the organism in Eukaryota, Metazoa, Chordata, Actinopteri, Esociformes, Esocidae. The record is from RefSeq and is a predicted model, not a curated record. The coding region runs from base 63 to 1853 and encodes 596 amino acids. The transcript has 10 exons.